CCCUGUUUCGCAGUGUGUGCCUUACGAAAGUUGACAUGAGAUAACUUGAAAUUGAGUUAAUGAACACGAUAACUUAUCUUUGCUUAAGCGCACGAAACAGUUAAGAUGAUUACCCGUGGUAAAGACUUUUUCGUGCGGAUUUCCUUCUACUGGAAGCCUCUUUUUAAAGGGAAAUUCCUGUUUGUGACCAACACACUAAGUGGAGGAUGCAUGCUUGCACUUGGAGACUGCAUUCAACAAAGUCGGGAAAAGCGAAGGUCACCUGAUAAAAUUCGAGACUGGUAUCGCACAGCCCGCAUGUUUGCCGUGGGGAGUUCCAUGGGGCCAUUUCUUCAUUUCUGGUAUAUUUGGCUCGACAAAGUCUAUGUUGGGACAGCUGUCAAGACUGUUGCAAAGAAGGUUUUAGUUGAUCAACUUGUUGCAUCGCCAAUUCUUGGUGGAUGGUACUUCCUAGGCAUGAGUGCUCUGGAAGGCCAUGGGCUGAUGAAAGGCUGGACGGAAUUCAUGGACAAGUUUGUGGAGUUCUACAAGGCUGAUUGGUGCGUCUGGCCUACUGCACAGAUGAUCAACUUCUACUUCCUGGCACCGAAGUUCCGUGUUGUUUAUGUCAACACAGUGACUCUGGGAUGGGACACGUAUCUCUCCUACCUAAAGCACAGAGAGACGGCUAAGGAAGACGAGGGGAGCGCGGACGGGCCGUCUACAGAUCGAGGACUGGCAGCUGAGGCAGAGCAGCUGAAGGACAAACUCUAGUGACCAAACGCUGCACUGUCAAAGUACUCAAAAGAUCCGAGCAUAAUGGUGGUGGCAGCAGCAGUGCCACUGGUGGCCCGGACUGUGCAGGCCAGAUGGUCUCCAUGUCCCUGUGCUGCCUAUCAGGGUCUCCAGAUGCCCUACGGUACGCAGCCGUCUGGGAUUUCCUGGGUCCCUCCUUUGCUGCCUUUUGGGCUCUCCCAAAAACCACAAUAGGGGCAUAAUGCACCUCGCCCAGGACUAUCAUUCAUGUUUGUAUUAUGAGCCCUGUUUUGGAGCGAAUCCAAACGCCAUCUAUCAUUCAGAUAACAAAAUAGCUGCUGCUUUUUUUGCCAGCACUUUAUGUAGUACAUUAUUUUGCUAUGUAGUAUUUUUAGAGAAAGACUGACACUGUAUGGUUGUUUUCACUGGGGCGGAU
Molecule: messenger RNA, 1171 nt
Organism: Engraulis encrasicolus (European anchovy)
Lineage: Eukaryota; Metazoa; Chordata; Actinopteri; Clupeiformes; Engraulidae
Product: mpv17-like protein 2
Exons: 5
Coding region: 106-753 (215 amino acids)
Biological process (GO): cellular response to reactive oxygen species; mitochondrial ribosome assembly
Cellular component (GO): cytoplasm; mitochondrion; membrane
Source: RefSeq, a predicted model, not a curated record